Leptopilina heterotoma is the source of this 743-nucleotide messenger RNA. It is a transcript of the gene Psf2, whose product is annotated as probable DNA replication complex GINS protein PSF2. The transcript is spliced from 4 exons. The record is from RefSeq and is a predicted model, not a curated record. Bases 32 to 577 code for a protein of 181 amino acids. Gene Ontology annotation, biological process: DNA replication; double-strand break repair via break-induced replication. Lineage: Eukaryota; Metazoa; Arthropoda; Insecta; Hymenoptera; Figitidae. Gene Ontology annotation, cellular component: nucleus; GINS complex.
AGUUGUAUUGGCACCUUUAUUCCAUUUGUUUAUGUUUUCUAGCGCCAAAAUGGAUACUGCAGAAAUUGAAUUUUUGAGUGAAGAAGAAACAGUUACUAUUGUGCCAAACUUUAAUUGUGGUGUUCUUAAUUUAAUAUCCAGACCAAUUGGGCCAUUUCGAGCUGGUUUAUCGACAAGAGUGCCUAUUUGGGUUGCUCUAAUUUUAAAACAACAACAAAAAUGUCGAAUAAUUGAACAAGAAUGGAUGCAGUUAGACAAUCUAAAAUCAAUUAAAGAAGAUGAAAAGUUAUCCAAUCUAUUUACUCAAAUGCCAAGCAACCACUAUAUGGAAGAAGCACAAAUACUGCUUGGCACAUCAAAUGAUGACAUACCUGAUGGUGACAACAUAAGAACAGCAGUAAAGGAUAUAUGGGACAUAAGAAUGGCAAAAUUAAGAUCUUCUGUUUAUAAUUUUAUAACAAAAGAAGGACAGCAUGCAAGAUUGGAUAAUUUAACGAUGUUGGAAAUUAAUAGCAUACGUCCUCUAUUACCCCAUGCUUUAGAUCAAGUUCUACGAAUUCAACAGAAACCCAAAUAAAAUUAAACUUGUUUACUUGUUUUUAUGGAAAAUUUCAUUUUGUCAGAGUGACAUUUAUCACUGAUAGCAUAAAAAAACAACAUACAUGAUACGUACUUUUUUGUGCACUUAUUGUGGAUUUAUACAUUUUCAAUCAGUACAAAUAAAGAUUUUAUUUUUAAUGUAA